Messenger RNA from Gongylonema pulchrum, 705 nucleotides. The record is from the annotation of a GenBank genome assembly. Lineage: Eukaryota; Metazoa; Nematoda; Chromadorea; Rhabditida; Gongylonematidae.
AUGGUUCACGCCUGGUUUGUUUCAGAAGGCAAAGCAACACCGAUGCGCCGCGUGCGUCCUAAUUUUGCCGAAGAUGUGUAUGGUGCAAAUGCAGCGUCGUCAAAGCAGGAGGAGCACGACGAAGUUGAUGAUAUGUCACCGGAUAUGUGCGAAUCGGCAUUGGCCCAGCGGCGUUCUGCGCAGCUUCCAAAGCUAAAAGAAAUUGGAAACAAUCCACGGCCGCUGAGCGGCGAUCUUUCGGUAGCGCGCUAUGAAAUGAACGAUUUUGAAUUUGUGUAUUCGGACUGCGACACGCAUGCCGCCGAACUGGCCGAAUUAUACACCUACAGCGAAGUGGAGGAUUGGUCGCUCAAUAUGCAUGCGUUCCAGAAUUACGUCGAAUCCAAACAGGCAUGCAUUGAUCACAUAUGGUCGCUUCUGACGGAUCUUCAGCAGAGGAAUGUGUUUCUGGGUUUGCUGGAGCAACUGGAACGUACUGAGCCGAAUGUGCGCCUCAAUGCCGCAAGAUGCAUUCUUUACGUGUUGCAGGGCGCCUAUAUGGACUUUGUAGACGAGAGACAUGUUACUGUUGAUGGUACUUUCGAAGCGCACGAUCCGGUAAAUAAUGUUGGCACCGAAGAUUGCGAAGAGAAGUGCCUUUCAGAAGGUAUUCUCAACGCCUAUAAGGCCUAUGAAUUCGGAACUUAUCAGCAGCACUACCUUUGA